AUGAUGUAUAUUGUUUAUGAAUAGAUAAAUAUAAAAUUAUACAAAUUCUCUUGGUUCUUGUUUUCCAUACGAUUCAUAUAAAAGUUUAAAAUGGAACUCACAUGCUUAAUAUUAAGAGCUAUGUAAUGCACAACUGAUGGAAAUUAAUCUGUAUCAAAGUUACAAAGAAAUUGGUAUUGAUAUUAUAAUUUAAAUCAUUUUAUUCUAUAAUUAAUAUUAAGCAUCCCAUUAUUAAAAUAGUUGCAUUUAAUUAAAACAAUAUUUUAAACACAUGUAUAAAUAAUGUCAUAUCAAUCAUAAGGGAAUUGUUAGAGAUGUUAAAGGAGAAAUAUUAUCAAUCGGGUUGUUUAUUUGGGAUUCAAUAACAUUCACUAAUAUCAUAUCUACAACUUAUCUAGAAUGUUAAUCAAGACUAACUUAUUGUACAACUAAUUGCAAACAAUGUUUUCUCAAAGUAUCUUGCACAUCCUAUUUUUCAGAGGAGAUUUGUGAAAAUGCAGAAGGAUUCGAUCAUAGAUAGAAUUUGUGUUUGGGUUGA
Messenger RNA from Paramecium pentaurelia, 538 nucleotides. The record is from the annotation of a GenBank genome assembly. NCBI's taxonomy places the organism in Eukaryota, Ciliophora, Oligohymenophorea, Peniculida, Parameciidae.